Molecule: messenger RNA, 2685 nt
Organism: Cajanus cajan (pigeon pea)
Lineage: Eukaryota; Viridiplantae; Streptophyta; Magnoliopsida; Fabales; Fabaceae
Product: MA3 DOMAIN-CONTAINING TRANSLATION REGULATORY FACTOR 1
Biological process (GO): negative regulation of DNA-templated transcription
Source: RefSeq, a predicted model, not a curated record
CCAAUCUUUUUCGUUCUCAUCCAUUUCUCUUCUCUCUCGCCUCUCACUUUCCACCGAUUCACUUCCUCACACUCACUCCGAUUGAACGCACAACGCCGCCUCCUCGUUUAGGGUUUUACUUCCCAACUUCCUUCCUCUCCCGAUCUUCUACGCGACACCGUCCCUCGCUUCGAUUCAUACAAUCCGCUUGCUUCUCCUGUCUUGGCUCGAGAUCCGGGCCAAGCACAGAGGAAUCCGAUUCUGAUUUGCAUUUUGUAGUCACCGGUUUGGCUUGUUUUUGCGCUUUGUGUAAAUGGCUUCGAGUGAGGGGUUUCUGACCGAUGGGCAGAGGGAGUUGCUAAAAAUUGCUAGUCAAAAUGCGGAGAAUCUGUCUUCAUCGCCGAAGUCUCCGUCGUCGUUGCUUGCUGACCAUCAUGUAAAAGCCCCUGCUGGUGGUAAGGCACAAACCGCAGGGAUAGCUGUGCGGCAUGUGCGUCGGUCACACUCGGGAAAGUAUGUACGGGUGAAGAAGGAUGGUGCUGGUGGUAAAGGCACCUGGGGAAAAUUGCUUGAUACAGAUAUUAUUUCUCACAUAGACCGAAAUGAUCCAAAUUAUGACAGCGGUGAGGAACCUUAUCAGCUGGUUGGAUCUACUGUGACUGACCCCUUGGAUGAAUUCAAGAAAGCAGUGGUAUCCAUCAUAGAAGAAUAUUUCAGUAAUGGGGAUGUCGAAUUGGCAGCAUCUGACCUCAGAGAACUUGGCUCAAGUGAAUACUAUCCAUACUUCAUCAAACGCCUUGUGUCCAUGGCAAUGGACAGGCAUGAUAAGGAGAAAGAGAUGGCUUCUGUUCUGCUUUCAGCAUUGUAUGCUGAUGUCAUCAGUCCUGCACAGAUUAGGGACGGGUUUUUUAUGCUUCUUGAAUCUGCUGAUGAUCUUGCUGUGGAUAUACUGGAUGCAGUUGACAUUCUUGCAUUAUUCUUGGCACGUGCUGUUGUUGAUGAUAUUCUUCCUCCAGCUUUUCUUACCAGGGCAAAGAAGGCUCUUCCAGAAUCUUCAAAGGGAGUUCAGGUAAUCCAGACUGCUGAAAAGAGUUAUCUCUCUGCACCACACCAUGCAGAACUUGUGGAAAGGCGAUGGGGUGGUAGCACUCACAUAACUGUUGAGGAAGUGAAGAAGAAGAUAGCUGAUUUACUUAGAGAAUAUGUGGAUAGUGGUGACACAUUGGAAGCCUGUAGGUGUAUACGUGAGUUAGGGGUUUCAUUCUUCCAUCAUGAGGUUGUUAAGAGGGCUCUGAUACUUGCCAUGGAGAUUCGUUCAGCAGAACCUCUAAUGUUGAAGUUAUUAAAAGAAGCAGCAGAAGAAGGGCUUGUUAGUUCCAGCCAGAUGGUGAAAGGGUUUUCUCGUUUGGCAGAAUCCCUAGAUGAUCUUGCUCUUGAUAUUCCAUCAGCCAAAGCCUUGUUUCAGUCAUUUGUCCCCAAGGCAAUAUCUGAAGGAUGGCUUGAUGCUUCACUUACCAAACCUGCAGCUGAAGAUGGGGAAAUCCAAGUUGAAGAUGAGAAAGUGAGGAAGUACAAAAAGGAAGCUGUAACUAUCAUUCAUGAAUAUUUUCUUUCUGAUGACAUUCCUGAACUGAUUCGAAGUCUUGAAGAUCUUGGAGCACCUGAAUACAACCCAAUAUUUUUGAAGAAGCUAAUAACUCUUGCUAUGGACCGAAAGAACAGAGAAAAGGAAAUGGCAUCUGUACUGCUAUCUGCUCUUCAUAUAGAGAUCUUCUCAACGGAGGAUAUAGUUAACGGUUUUGUCAUGCUUCUGGAAAAUGCAGAAGAUACAGCACUGGAUAUAUUGGAUGCUUCAAAAGAGCUUGCUCUGUUUUUAGCUCGAGCUGUUAUUGAUGAUGUAUUGGCCCCGCUGAAUUUGGAAGAAAUUGGCAGCAGGUUACCACCAAAAUGCAGUGGCAGCGAAACCGUGCGCAUGGCUCGAUCACUCAUUGCUGCUCGUCAUGCUGGGGAGAGGCUAUUGAGAUGCUGGGGUGGAGGGACUGGAUGGGCUGUGGAGGAUGCUAAGGACAAGAUCAUGAAGCUGUUGGAGGAGUACGAAAGUGGUGGGGUUGUGAGUGAAGCAUGCCAGUGUAUCCGUGACUUGGGAAUGGCUUUCUUUAACCAUGAGGUAGUGAAGAAAGCUUUGAUUAUGGCCAUGGAGAAAAAGAAUGAUCGGAUGCUAGAUCUACUGCAGGAAUUCUUCAGUGAGGGCCUGAUCACCAUUAAUCAGAUGACUAAAGGUUUCACCCGUAUAAAGGAUGGUCUUGAUGAUCUGGCUCUGGACAUUCCAAACGCAAAGGAGAAAUUUAGCUUCUAUGUGGAGCAUGCUCAGGCCAAGGGCUGGCUUCUACCAUCAUUUGAUUCGCCUGCGGCAGAUGUCUGAGUCUAAUUAUCCCCACCCUGCCAGCAGCUUUUUGAGGACGUUUGUGUCUUAUUGUUUCUCUCUCGUGUGUCCUUUAGCUCCCACUGAAUAGUGCAUAUGGAUAAAUGGAUAAAUCGGGACCCUUGUACUUCUCUCGUCAUCCUUUUUAUUUCAGCACUGACAGAGUUUCAUGUUAUCUCAGCCAUUGUAUAAAGUUGGUCUUAUUCCAUUAACAGCAUUUUAGGAUGAUGUUGGUUGCAUCAACGAGGUAUUUCAGCAUUGAUUUUCGCUUUUCAUUUUUUCAA